AUGCAAGACUCUUAUUAUUUAAUGUCAAAAAAUCAAUUUCAAGACUUAUAUAACGAUAAUUCGAUUUAUUUUAAUGAUGAAUCAAAUAUAGAAAAUAUUAUAUCUUGUGAAAAUGUUCCAUUUGGUUCCACAAUUGAAGCAUCCAAUAAUUUUGAUUCAAAUUAUAAUUGUAAUAAUAUUAACAAUGGAGGUAUCAAUAGUUUUAAUAAUUCAUCAUCAAUAUUUAAAAGUAUGACUCCCAAGAAAACACCAAAUGGUUUAAAAAAUUUAAAUAAUAAUAUUCCAACAGUUAAUUUGGCUCCGAUUAGUGAAAAUGUUUCAACUGAUACUUUAAAUUCACAAAUUGUUCCAAGUUUUCAAUCAAACAAUAUACCGCAACAAAUUCCAUCAUCAAAUAAUAAUAAUAAUAUUAACAAUAAUAAUAAUACUAUUUCAAGUAACAAUAAUAAUAAUACAGCCUCUAUACCUAUAACCACAACUCCAACAGUGGUUAAUAAUAAUAAUAAUAAUAAUAAUAAUAAUAAUAAUAAUAAUAAUAAUAAUAAUAAUAAUAAUAAUAAUAAUAAUAAUAAUAAUAAUAAUAAUAAUAAUAAUAAUAAUAAUAAUAAUAAUAAUAAUAUUCCUAUUUCAAAUAGUUGUAAUUUUUCUAAUAAUUUAGAAAAAUCAACCCCAAUAGUAAAUUUAAUACAAUAUGAACAACAACCACAACAAAAUAAUAAUAUUUAUCAAAAUAAUGAUACAUCAAAUUUAAAUAAUAAUAAUAUUGUUUGUCAUACUAAAGAUAAUGAAAACAUUGAAACUAUCAGCUCCAACAACAAUAAUAAUUAUACAUAUCAAGAUCCAAACUAUCAAGACCCCGAAAAAGUUCAAUUAACUAUGAAUUGCUUUAAAUUAAUACAAUACUGCAGUCAAUUAACAAAUUUAACCAAGCAAGCAUUUUCAAAUCCAUCAGCCGCUGCAUGUGAAUUAGAAACAUUAUCGACAAUGGGAAACUACAUUCAAUAUGAAAUUUCCUCUCUCAAAUCAUCUCUUGUAAAAAAUCUACCAAAUGAAGCUCAACAACAACAAAUUAGACUGCAACAACAACAAUCACAACAACAACACCAACAACACCAACAACACCAACAACACCAACAACCACCAACAAAUAUUCCACAGCAUAUUAAUAAUUGUAAUAUUCCAAGAUCACCAUUUGAUUCAUGUGUUCCAAAUUCAUCAUAUAUAAAUUCUCCAUUGGUUGCAAAUGAUUUUGGUUAUUAUUCACCAAAUUCAAUGAUGAAUAAUAAUAAUGAUAAAAUAAAUUCAGAGCAAGGUGUAUUUUCAAGUACUAUAUCAUCUCCAUUACCAAUAAAUUCUUCAUACACAAGUCCAUAUAUAAAAAAUCAAAAUAGUCCACAAUCAAAAGUUGUAAAAAAGCAAUUAAAAAAUUCUAAACAAUCUCCAACUUAUAUUAAUUUAACAGAGAAUAUGAUACGUGCACAAACUAAAAAACAAAAAAAAACAAUUAGUAGAGUUUGUGUUAAUUGUAAAACAAGUGACACACCAGAAUGGCGUAGAGGUCCCCAAGGUGCAAAAACCCUUUGUAAUGCAUGUGGAAUUAGAUAUAGACUUCAACAACAACAAGUUCCACAAUCAAAUUUAAAUUCACCAAGAGAAUCCUAUGCUGUAAUACCAACAUGUGAUGAAAAUAUUAAACAACAAACAUCACAAAACUCAACCACUAAUAUUAAUUCUUCAACAACAACCACAACAGCAACAAUCCAACAACAACAACAACAAAAUAUACCUCAACAAUUUCCACAACCAAUUCAAUCACCAUUAAAAAUGUUAAAUAUCGAUCAACAAAUUCUUAAUAGUUAUGAAAACAAUUUUAAAAAUCAAUUUAUAGAAAAAGAUUUCUUACUAAUGGAUUCAUUUGAAUAA
Messenger RNA from Dictyostelium discoideum AX4, 1923 nucleotides. RefSeq lists its product as hypothetical. Gene Ontology annotation, molecular function: zinc ion binding; sequence-specific DNA binding. The record is from RefSeq and is a predicted model, not a curated record. The transcript has a single exon. Bases 1 to 1923 code for a protein of 640 amino acids. NCBI's taxonomy places the organism in Eukaryota, Evosea, Eumycetozoa, Dictyosteliales, Dictyosteliaceae. Gene Ontology annotation, biological process: regulation of DNA-templated transcription.